Chelonus insularis is the source of this 1177-nucleotide messenger RNA. RefSeq names its product CD63 antigen-like. Bases 145 to 864 code for a protein of 239 amino acids. The transcript is spliced from 4 exons. The record is from RefSeq and is a predicted model, not a curated record. NCBI's taxonomy places the organism in Eukaryota, Metazoa, Arthropoda, Insecta, Hymenoptera, Braconidae. Gene Ontology annotation, cellular component: plasma membrane.
ACACUAUUAAAUCUCAAGUUCUGUGGGUAAAGAGAUCAAGACUGAUAAAGCAGACAGAGAAAACGCAAUAACCUAAUAACAAACUAUCCGUGUAAUACGCAGAAUUUGUCAGUUUUCUUAUAAAAAAAAGAAUAAUUCACGAUCAUGUCGUGCACCACUGAUUUCAUUAGAUGGAUACUUUCUGUCUUCAAUUUUAUUUUUACGCUAUGUGGUUUAGGAAUCAUUAUUCCUGCUAUAUACUUUUAUCAAUAUAUCCAAGAAUCACCUAAAAUGUUACAAUCAGAAGCAUCAGCUCUCUUAAUUGGCAUUAUAAUCGUCGGGGUCGUUGUGUUUGUGAUAUCUUUCUUUGGAUGCUGUGGUGCCAUCAAAGGCAACUCCUGUAUGACCCUAACUUUUGCUGGAUUUCUUCUUUCUCUCUUAUUAACUCAACUUAUCCUGGCAAUUGCUGCUUUUGUAAUAACUAAUGGAUUUGAAAAGGAAACCUUUGAUGAAAUUUAUGAAAAAGAAUUUGAACAAUAUUGGACAUCAAAUAUUAGCCAUGGAAUAAUAGAUGGAGUUCAAAUUGCAUUCUUUUGCUGUGGUAUCAAACGUCCAGAUGACUAUACAACUUAUUUUGGUACAAAUGCCACUUAUCCAAUAUCUUGUUGUGAUUUAAGAAGUGAGUUCAACAAUACAAGUUGUGAGAAAGGCUGGACUUUUCCAGUAGGAUGCUCGGAAUUACUUUUUAGAUUCUUUAAACGUGGAGGAGAGACACUUGGUUAUAUUGUUCUUGGAAUUGCUGGUGUUGAAAUCAUUGGUAUAAUUCUUGCUCUUUGUAUGGUAAACUCUAUACGUAAUGUUCAUCGCCGAACUUUUAAAGCUUGAAUUCAUCGAAUUAUCAAUUUUUUCUAAAUAUCUUACGUAAAUAUUUUAAGUAAAGUAAAUUAAAAUUUGACUUUUAUUAUAAUUAUAAUCAAUACGUUGUUUCUGUUUUACGAAAUGAACAUUUUCUUGAAGCGCACAAUUUUGAUACGUUACAAUAUUUGUGAAUCUUGGUACUUUGCAUUUACAAAACUGUAAAUUGAACACUAUUUUCAGUGAUCAUAUAAAUGAUUUUAAUUUAGUACGAUGAAAUAUACUUUUUCAAUUUUCGACAAAAUAUCUUCCAAGUUAUGAAUGAUUACAAACUAAUUUAUAU